This is a messenger RNA of Leptinotarsa decemlineata (Colorado potato beetle), 1250 nucleotides long. RefSeq names its product Elongator complex protein 6. Gene Ontology annotation, cellular component: elongator holoenzyme complex. Lineage: Eukaryota; Metazoa; Arthropoda; Insecta; Coleoptera; Chrysomelidae. Gene Ontology annotation, biological process: tRNA wobble uridine modification. The record is from RefSeq and is a predicted model, not a curated record.
ACAUAUCCUUUAAAGGCAACGCAUAACAAACUUCAUAAGUCAUCACAAAUCACAAUAAACUUAGGUUAUGUUGUUAAAAAAAACGUGUCCUCUUGUUCAGCUGGGCUGAAUUUAGUAUUACUCACCUUAAAAUAUAUCAAAAGUAAAUCUGUAUACAUUGGCAGUGUCCGUCAAAAUAUAGUGCCAUGAUUUCCUUGGGAGACCCACGAACAUCAAAUCCUGUCCUUUCUGCACUUCAGAUAAGAUUCAGUGACAGAAUUAUAGCUGUUAGAGAAAAUUCAACAGCCGACUCAAAUUUCAUUAUAACUCAUUUGAUAAAACAAAUACUCUAUGAGAAAAACAGGUUAUGUUUAGUAAGUUUUCACAACACCUUUGAACACUAUCAAAAUGUUGGAAAAAAACUUGGUUAUGAUUUACUGAAAGCUGUUCAAGAUGGAGAUAUGAGAAUUAUUGAACCUAUGAAUGACAUAGUUGAUGAUAUUGGAUUGGAAGAACGGUAUUUCCAAGAUGACAAGGAAAAUAUAGUGAAGUGCCUUUAUUUUGAUAUAAAAAAAAAUCUAGAUGAAAUGACAGAGAAUUCUGGAAAACAGGCAUACUUAAUAGUAGAUGAUGUCAGUCAUUUACAUGAUUUGGGAAUAGAAAAUUCACAAAUAGUGAACUUCGUUAAUUACCUUGUGAAUUUGAUUAGCAAUGAAAACAUUUCUGUUAUUUUGAAUAAUCAUGUAGCUUCAAAGUAUGAUGAAAUUAUUUCAAACAAUAUGGAAUAUGUUGCAGAUGUACACAUUGAAGUUUCAGCUCUGAAGACUGGAAAGUCUCAAGAUGUCACAGGUUUGCUAACAGUGAAAACGAGAUCUAACAAAAACCAUUUUCAGUUUAAAGCCUUUGAUAGGGGAAUCAAAACUUUCCAUCCUGGAGAAUCUUUGCACUUUCUAUAUAAGUGAUUUUUUUCAUUUAUAUUAUUAUCACCAACUGUUUUCUGAUAUUGUAUUUUUACAUGGAUGUUGUUUUUAAGUUUAUUUUACCUAAGAAGGCAGUAUAUUAUUGCCGACCAUAUUGAUUUUUUAAUAGAAUAUUUUUUAUUGUGAUUUCUAACUCUUCAGUAACUGAGUUUUUUGGAUUCUUCAAUAUUCCACUGCAAUUUGCUUGUUGGGUUCAUUUACAUUAGAAGUCUGAAAAUCUGUGUUAACAUUUCCAUUUAUUUGAAAUAUAAAUCUAUUGUCAUAUGUUCAAAAUAUAUAAGUAAUCAAUUA